CGUUUAUCCGUUGCGGGACUGAACGUGUCUGUUGAUCAAAACUCGCGCUCUAUCUUUCUCGCCUGACGAGAGCGGAAGCAGGAAGAGAAAAGGAGGAAGAUGAUACUGCACUCUCCGCCGAGUCCGUCGGCGGUCUGCUUCGGUCUCCCCUCCAAAUCCAUACUUUCACCCGAAUUGGAAGUCCUUCCCUCUUCCUCUUUCUCCUUCCCUCCUUCCUCUUCCCGCCAUUUCUCCCGACUCCUUCCCCGUCGCUGCCGCUCGCUCCUUCCCUCACCAAGAGCCCUCAACGACGUCGAGGAUACCUUCACCAAGUACUCUGGAUACGUUUUCCAGGGAACCGCGGGCUCUGAGGCUGCUUUCCUGGAAUACUAUGAUACUUCGAGGAUUGCCGCCAUUUACGGCCGCAGGCCCUUCCUCCUCCUCCGCCGGCUCCUCCAGAUAGUUCAAACGUUCGGCCGCUGGUUUGCAGUACGUUAUAUCGAUGGAAUCAUUGGUCGAUCGGAUGAGAUGUUCAAGGUCCGAGCAGCAGAACUUAGAUCAUUACUAGUGGAGCUUGGACCAGCUUUUGUCAAAGUUGCGCAGGCCAUUUCAUCUCGGGCUGACAUCAUUCCACCAGCUUAUCUUGAAGAGCUGUCAUUACUGCAAGAUCAAAUUGCACCCUUUUCUUCAGAAGUUGCUUUCAGUAUAAUGGAGCAAGAACUUGGUUUGCCAAUAGAUUUGCUUUUUUCAGAAAUAUCACCAAACCCGGUUGCAGCAGCCUCCCUGGGACAGGUUUAUCAAGCAAGGCUAAGGUUUAACGGGAAGCUUGUUGCUGUCAAGGUUCAGAGACCUGGUGUUCAAGCUGCUAUUGCAUUAGAUAUCUUUAUUUUACGCUAUCUUGCAGGGAUAAUACGAAAAGCAGCAAAAUUGAACACUAACCUUCCUGCUGUUGUUGAUGAAUGGGCAGCAAGUCUUUUUCGGGAAAUGGAUUAUCGAUCAGAAGCAAGAAAUGGUCAGAAAUUCAGAGAAUUGUAUGGCAAUCUGCAAGAUGUUGUGGUACCAAGCAUGUACAUGGAUCUCUGCACUCGUCAAGUUCUUACCAUGGAGUGGAUUCAGGGACAAAAGCUAUCAGAAGUAAAAGAUCUUUACCUUAUUGAGGUUGGGGUGUAUUCUUCUUUAACUCAGCUUCUGGAAUAUGGCUUUUAUCAUGCUGAUCCACAUCCUGGAAAUCUUUUACGCACUUCAGAAGGGAAGCUGGCAUACUUGGAUUUUGGAAUGAUGGGUGAAUUUAAAGAAGAAUUACGUGAUGGAUUUGUCGAAGCUUGUGUGCAUCUCGUUAGUCGAGAUUUUGAUGCAUUGGCUUAUGACUUUGUCACACUUGGGCUUCUUCCUCCAACUGCAAAAAAGAGUGAGGUGACUAGUGCCUUAACAGGUGUUUUCCAGAAUGCUGUUUCAAAAGGAGUUCGGAAUAUUAGUUUUGGUGAUUUAUCAGGAAAUUUGGGCCGCACCAUGUACAAGUUUAAGUUUCAGAUACCAUCUUACUUUUCACUAGUUAUUCGAAGUCUUGCGGUACUGGAAGGAAUUGCUCUAAGCUUUGAUCCAAAUUACAAAGUUUUAAGUAGUGCGUACCCCUGGAUUGCACGGAAAGUACUUACUGCUGCUUCUCCAAACGUCAGAUCUACACUUGAAACUCUUCUUUAUAAGGAUGGCACAUUUAGAAUCGACCGACUGGACUCCUUACUCUCUGAGUCCCUCCGUACUAGGACAGUUUUCAGAAGGAAUGAUGCAGAAGAGGCUGGUCGUGACUCUAGAAUGGCUGCAAAGCAGCUACUUUAUUUUACUUUGAGUGAAAAGGGAGAGUUUUUGAGGGACAUACUCCUUACAGAAAUAACAAAGGGGCUUGAUGCACUCCGUGUUGCAGCAUUCAAUUCUAUCGCUUCUCGUGCUAUGACGUUGCCUUUUACUUUGCCCUUGUGGUCAUACUCCACCAUGGAAGAAGAAGAUAUCUCAAAUUUGAGAACAUUAAAUCGCCUUGUAUCACUAAUAGCAAGGUUUUCUCGGAAUAAAAGUCCAAGUGCAGUAAACGGGGUCACUGACAUUGAUGCAGAGACUAGAACUCCUGAAGAGGAGGCUUUGCUUGUGCUUCAUCAACUAGGUGGUUUGCAGGAUCUCCUGCCAUCUACCUUUGAUGUCCUUAGCGAGAUUUCUCCUGAAGCACGUCAAGAAGUUCUACUGAUGCCUGCAGAUAUAGCAGGACGGUUAUCAUCACGGAUUGUUGCAAGAACGAUCCGUAGGAUCAUUGUUUGACCUCUCGGAAUUGCAGACCAAGUGUAGAAAUGUUCCAUUAGAAGAUCUUCAUCCAGGCACUCAAUUUUGUCAAUGGCUUAUUAACAAAAGUUAUUUGAAACCUGUGCCUUAAUAUUUGGAGAUGGCGUCUUCCUCGGCAAAUUAAACCAAGGCAAAUCUUCAACCAAACUGAACCACGGUGUAGACCAUAGAAGGUCACUUGUACAUCUAUACCUGAACUUGAUUGAAAAUGUGCCAAUGUCUAGAUUAGUGGGUUAUGUAGUGUGGCUUGGAGCCAAGGGGGAAAAAAAAAAGAAACACUUGGAGGUAAGAGACAAAGUAGUCGACCAAGGUCUUGAACCCAUGUAGUCCAAUGAUGAAAGUCAUAUCCUUUAUUCACGACGAAGUGGUCACGGACGCACGGUUCAUUCAGUCUGUCAAUGCAAACGGUUCACUGUGCUAAUAUCUUGUGCCAACAGUAAGCCUAUGUUCAUUUUUGAGAGGGUGUUAGAAAUGGUGAUAUAGCA
This is a messenger RNA of Nymphaea colorata (pocket water lily), 2792 nucleotides long. RefSeq lists its product as uncharacterized. The coding region runs from base 100 to 2286 and encodes 728 amino acids. Gene Ontology annotation, molecular function: ATP binding; protein kinase activity. Gene Ontology annotation, biological process: protein phosphorylation. The transcript is spliced from 21 exons. The record is from RefSeq and is a predicted model, not a curated record. NCBI's taxonomy places the organism in Eukaryota, Viridiplantae, Streptophyta, Magnoliopsida, Nymphaeales, Nymphaeaceae.